ACUGUGCGCAGCCGCUGCGCGCACCGUCCCGCAGCUGGCGCGCGCACCGACAGACAGUUUGACGUGCGGACUUCUCCAAAUCGAGAGAGUGCGAGCUCAUCUGCAGCGUUUCCUCCUUUUCACUGCAUCGGAACAAGAGGGUUCAAAAGCUCUGUAGAGGUCGACCAUGGGAAACAGGUUUAGCAGAAAGCGAGACACUCCGGCAGGCGGUGAAGAAUGUGCUGCCACCGAACAGAAGACUGCAGAGGAGCCAGCAGCAGAAGCAUCUGAGACGACCGGCACUCAGGGGGCUGCUGAGACGGAGGGUUUAGAUGUGGUGGUGGGGGAGCAGGUGACACUGGUGGCGUGUUUAGAGUGUAAAGAGAUGGAGGCUCCUGCUGCCUCGGCCACACUCAACGAUGCUGAACCGGAACCUGUGUCAAAGGAAACCCCAGCUCCAGCCCAACCUAAUCUUCUGGUCUCAAUCAGCGAAUCAUCACCUUCAGAAGCAGAACCUGCUGCAGGGCCAGAACCAGUUGCCGAAGCUCAGCUUGCCCCAGAACCAGCCCCAGAACCUGCUCCUCAAGAAGGGCCCCCCUCAAGUCCUGAGGCAGAAGUUGAGGCUGUCCCUGAGCCCAUCUCCGAGCCUUCACCAGUCCCAGCCGAGGCUCCGGAGCCGCUGACAGACAUGCUCAGCCAAGAGUCUUUGCCUGAUCCAGUGCUCUAUUCGACCCCUUUGAUUGACCUGGCCGUCCCUGAUGUCACCCCUCAACCUGUGGCCGCUCCUCCCGCCCCGGCUCCUGUCUCUGACCCAGUCGAUGCAGACGAGCCCUCAGACAUCCCAGUGGGCGACGAGUGCCAAGACAGUGUCGAGGCUGCAGCGAGUUGCACAUUUGCGCUGGAGAAGUCUGAGGAAAUGUCAGAGUCGCUGGAUAAGCCGGCAGUGGAGGCCAAAGAGAAUUUGGAGCAGCUUGUGAGCGAUGCUGCUGAGGAAAGCAUUAGUGGACUCUUACAGAACUUGGAGCUGGGAGGAAAGGACCUCAUCCCCAGUGAUGUCAAGAUCCCUGACGACACUCCCAUCACAGACAUCAGCACGUCUACUGACCUGAUCUGAGUCCAAUAAGUCAAUAGAUCCUUUUCUGUGAAUCACUUUUAACCUCUUACAUGACUUCACAGAUUCAAUGACCCCCCCAUGGCCUAAUAAAGGCAAACAGAUUAUUUUUUCUCUUUCAAAAUAAACCAAACGCGCCAAAUGAACUCUGGAACAAACGGACGUCUUGUCAGUUUUUCACCCAAAACCAAAUACAGAUGCAUCAUGUUUUUUUUUAAUGUUUGAUACUGCCAUAUAACGUGUAGGUGAUGAGUACGGGACAGGGAUUAUGGGUUUAAUUACAUAACUGAUGGACAACAGAGAUCUUCCUCUAUGCAAAAUUCACCAAGCCAGAAUUUAAAUGUAUUUCUCGUGAGGACUUGGUGAAAAAGGUUCCAUUGCUAUAUAACGAGUGUAACAAAGAAUCGUGUUGAUUGAGUGCAAAAGGAAAAGUAAGAGCUUUUUAAAGUGGAUAACCCAUAAAUUAAUUCAAAACAACAGGUAAGGGACAAAAGCAAUGCAACCUAAAAUGGUUAUGUGCAUAUGAUUAUAUACAAGUAUCCAAUAAACAAUUAUGCCUUAAAA
Scophthalmus maximus (turbot) is the source of this 1654-nucleotide messenger RNA. Its product is annotated as cell surface glycoprotein 1. The record is from RefSeq and is a predicted model, not a curated record. Bases 167 to 1093 code for a protein of 308 amino acids. The transcript is spliced from 2 exons. NCBI's taxonomy places the organism in Eukaryota, Metazoa, Chordata, Actinopteri, Pleuronectiformes, Scophthalmidae.